Messenger RNA from Danio rerio (zebrafish), 1095 nucleotides. It is a transcript of the gene dnase1l1l, whose product is annotated as deoxyribonuclease I-like 1-like. The record is from RefSeq and is marked provisional. NCBI's taxonomy places the organism in Eukaryota, Metazoa, Chordata, Actinopteri, Cypriniformes, Danionidae. Gene Ontology annotation, molecular function: nuclease activity; catalytic activity; DNA nuclease activity. Gene Ontology annotation, biological process: DNA catabolic process.
ACUACAACUCUAGAUCACUCAGAAAAGCUUGACAGGCAUCUUACAGGGAAUUUCUAGAGGUUGUGAUCAAUGAGGCCGCCUCUUCUGCUGUGUUUUAUUGGACUGUGUUUGUGGACUUGUGUAAUUUCCCUGAAGAUCUGCGCCUUCAACAUCCAAAGCUAUGGAGAAGCAAAGGCCAGCAAUACUAGAGUUAUGGAGAUUUUGACAAAGAUUAUUUCUCGCUGUGACCUGAGUUUGAUUCAAGAGGUUCGAGAUUCUAGAGGAGAAGCCAUUUCUGCACUGUUGAUGAGUCUGAACAGAUUCGACAAAUCUCAUAUUUAUGCCCAUUUAGAGAGUAAAAGAUUGGGGAAGAAAACAUACAAAGAGCAGUAUGUGUAUAUUUACAGAAAAGACAUGCUACAGGUGCAAGAGCAAUACGAGCACCCAGAGGUCAAUGAAAGUGCAUCAGAAGUCUUUUCCAGAGAGCCCUUCAUCAUACUGGUCCACUCUCCAACAACCUUGGUGAAGAAUUUUGUCCUGAUUGGUCAGCACACCUCUCCUAAGAGUGCAAUGAAAGAAAUGGAUUCACUGUACGAGGUCUUUCAAACCGUCAAGAAGAAAUGGAAAACUGAGAAUGUGAUGUUUCUGGGAGACUUAAAUGCCGCCUGCAACUACGUCACUAAUAAAGGACUGAGAAAUGUGCGUCUCAGGAGUGACCCAAAGUUCCACUGGUUGAUCAGAGACGAACAAGACACUACAGUGCGUGAAAAAACACGCUGCGCUUAUGACAGGAUUAUUAUUCAUGGAAAAGAGCUCAUUUCUGGGAUAGUUCCGGAAUCCGCUCAACCGUUCAACUUCAAACAGGAAUUUAAUCUCUCUGAGGAAGAGGCUUUGGAAGUCAGUGACCACUUUCCAGUAGAAGUGGAUUUAAAAGCAAACCAUCGCUACCUCCUGCGCCAUGAACUGUAAAAUGAUACAUAUCUGUGAAAACGACCUGCAAAGUACAGAUACUAAUUUUAAAUAAUUAUCAGCCUGAUACUGUGAUCAUUUAUUGCUACAGGACUGUUGCUACUUGGAAGGACAUUGUGUAUCGACAAAUAAAAACGUUUUAUAUUU